GAACUCUUGGAGUGGUUACUGAAGUUACGAUAAAGAUUCGCCCGGUCCCUGAAUACCAGAAGUAUGGCUCUGUGGUCUUCCCCAACUUUGAACGAGGGGUGGCCUGCUUAAGGGAAGUGGCAAAGCAGAGAUGUGCUCCUGCAUCAAUUCGACUUGUCGACAAUGCACAGUUUCAGUUUGGUCAUGCUCUUAAACCACAAGUUGCUUCCAUUUUUACAUCAUUUUUGGAUGGACUGAAAAAAUUCUACAUCACAAAGUUUAAAGGAUUUGAUCCCAACAUACUGUGUGUAGCUACGUUGCUCUUUGAGGGUGACAGAGAGAAGGUUCUUCAGCAUGAAAAACAAGUCUAUGAUAUUGCCACCAAGUUUGGUGGCUUGGCAGCAGGAGAAGAUAAUGGACAGAGAGGAUACAUGCUGACAUUUGUCAUUGCUUACCUUCGGGACCUGGGCCUGGAUUACUAUGUAAUAGGAGAAUCAUUUGAGACAUCUGUUCCUUGGGAUAGGGUUUUGGACCUUUGUAGGAAUGUAAAGGAAAGGAUAGUAAGAGAAUGCAAAGAAAAGGGUGUUCAGUUUGCCCCUCUUUCCACCUGCAGGGUGACACAGACUUAUGAUGCAGGUGCAUGUGUCUACUUCUACUUUGCCUUUAACUACAGAGGAAUUAGUGAUCCUAUUCAUGUCUAUGAACAAAUUGAGAGGGCUGCUAGAGAAGAAAUACUUGCCAAUGGAGGAAGUCUGUCACAUCACCAUGGAGUAGGCAAAUUGCGGAAGUGCUGGAUGAAGGAGAGCAUCUCUGAUGUUGGCCUGGGAAUGCUGAGAUCUGUUAAAGAAUAUGUGGACCCCAAUAACAUCUUUGGAAACAAAAAUCUUUUAUAAAGCCCUGCACAACAUGAUGUACUAAAACUUCUUCAAAAUUACUGUUGAAAUUCCUCCACUUUCAUUGUAUUGAUAUCCCAGUAAUCAAAUAUAACAUAGACUAAACUUUAAAAACUAGUAACUUUGAUUUUUUUUUGCCACCCCUUCCCCCCCUCCCCCAAUAAAGUGUAAACAUCACUCUUAAUGUUUAUGGAUUUUUACUUACAAUGCUCUUAACCCACUGGGCACAAAGUGUAUUACCAACCAGGAAAUGCAAAUUUGGUUUUCCAAGUUUGGUUAGGCAACACAGCUGACAGUAUUUUCAAUGCUGGAUGCUGCCAGAUGUUUCUUACUAAAGCAUCCCCUGCAAGGAGAACAGAGACUGACAACAGUGUGUUCUACAGAAGCAGCUGCUCAGCCCAGCCUUGUGCUAAAGGAAGGCUGCUAGGAGACAGAUGAGAGAACA
This is a messenger RNA of Balearica regulorum gibbericeps (East African grey crowned-crane), 1317 nucleotides long. The record is from RefSeq and is a predicted model, not a curated record. NCBI's taxonomy places the organism in Eukaryota, Metazoa, Chordata, Aves, Gruiformes, Gruidae.